AUUUUCAGCGUGCAAGCUUACUGUAACGUCACACACCCUAGCUGCUUCUCUUCACUCACUUUCUCUCUCAUCUCUCACUCUCUCUCCUUCUCUGUCGCGCUUCUUCUGGCGGCGUAGCUGCUCAAUUUCUCCGGCGGCGGCGUCACAUUUACGAUUCCGGUCACCUGAAAUGGCGGCGAACGAUCGGAAAACGCCGAAGCUUCCCGUGAAAGGCAAACGCAACAUCCUCAUCACAAGCGCCUUGCCUUACGUCAACAACGUCCCUCACCUUGGCAACAUCAUUGGAUGUGUCUUGAGUGCUGACGUGUAUGCUCGGUACUGUCGCCUCCGCGGUUACAAUGCUAUUUACAUUUGCGGUACUGAUGAGUAUGGCACUGCAACAGAGACUAAAGCUAUGGAGGAGAAUUGCUCUCCCAAGGAGAUUUGUGACAAGUACCAUGCAAUUCAUAAGGAUAUCUAUGAAUGGUUUGAUAUAAGUUUUGAUGAAUUUGGGCGGACUUCAGCCCCACAGCAGACUGAAGUUUGCCAAGCAAUUUUUAAAAGAUUGUUGGACAACAAAUGGCUCUCAGAGAACACAAUGCAGCAGCUUUACUGUGACACAUGCAAAAGGUUCCUAGCUGAUAGGCUUGUGGAGGGUAUAUGCCCAACUCCAGGGUGUGAGUAUGACUCUGCACGAGGAGAUCAAUGUGAGAAGUGUGGGAAGCUUCUAAAUCCAACAGAAUUGAAAACUCCCAGGUGUAAGGUUUGUCAAAAUACUCCACGAAUUCGUGAUACAGAUCACUUGUUUCUUGAACUUCCCCUGUUGAGAGAGAAAUUGGAAAAAUACAUAGAGGAGGUGAAAGGGUCAUGGAGUUCAAAUGCUAAGCAAACAACAGCUUCAUGGCUUAGAGAAGGAUUAAAGCCACGUUGUAUUACCAGGGAUCUGAAAUGGGGGGUUCCCGUUCCACAUGAAAAAUACAGUGACAAGGUUUUCUAUGUUUGGUUUGAUGCACCUAUUGGGUAUGUCUCAAUCACUGCAUGCUACACAACUGAAUGGGAGAAAUGGUGGAAAAACCCAGAGAAUGUGGAGUUGUAUCAAUUUAUGGGCAAGGACAAUGUGCCUUUCCACACUGUGAUGUUUCCAUCUACUCUUCUUGGAACUGGUGAAAAUUGGACCUUGAUGAAGACUAUUAGUGUUACUGAAUACUUGAAUUAUGAAGCAGGGAAGUUUUCUAAAAGCAAAGGCAUAGGAGUAUUUGGUAAUGAUGCAAAAGAUACUAAUAUUCCAGUUGAAGUAUGGAGAUAUUACUUACUCACAAAUAGGCCCGAGGUAUCUGAUACAUUAUUUACAUGGCCUGAUUUGCAAGCAAAAUUAAAUAGUGAGCUGCUGAAUAAUUUGGGCAACUUUAUCAACCGAGUUUUGAGCUUUAUUGCCAAACCUGAAGGUCAAGGAUAUGAUUCUGCUAUACCUGCUCUUGCUGAUGGUCUAAGUAGUGAAUCCCAUGAUCCUACCAAAAAAUUGGCUGAAAGAAUUUUUGCAUACGUGGACCAGUACAUAGAGGAAAUGGAGAAGGUUAGACUGAAACAAGGAUUGAAAAUUGCAAUGGCCAUAUCCACCGAGGGGAAUGGAUAUCUGCAGGAAUGUGAAUUUUGGCGCCUUUACAAGGAAAACAAACCUCUUUGCUCUCUUGUUAUGAAAACUGCGGUUGGGGUUGUAUAUAUUCUUGCAUGUUUAUUGGAACCCUUUAUGCCGUCAUUAACACAGGAGGUAUUUAAGCAGCUAAAUUUGUCUACGGAAUUGCAUCUUUCGCUUUGUGACGAAAAAGGAGAUGUUAACAAGGCAAAGAUACCUUGGGAGAUCCUAAAUGCUGGCCAUAAAAUUGGGAAACCGCAGCCACUGUUCAAGGAACUGAAAGAUGAAGAUGUAGAGUUCUACAGGAAGAAAUUUGCGGGAAGUCAAGCUGAUAGGAUCUUGCGUGCAGAGGCUGAAGCUGGAAAAGUCGCCGAGGAACUGAAGAAGACAAAAAUUUCAGAUGGUGGAAAGAAAAAAUCAUCGUCAAAGUCAUCAAAUGAUGGCAAAAACAAAGCUGCUCCUGAGCCAGAAAUUACCAUCAGCAGGCUUGAUAUACGUGUUGGCCUUAUUAAGAAAGCUCAAAAACAUCCCGAUGCUGAUUCACUAUACGUGGAAGAGAUUGAUGUUGGCGAAGAACAGCCCAGAACAGUUGUUAGUGGGCUUGUCAAGUAUAUACCACUUGAAGAAAUGCAGAAUCGAAAGGUCUGUGUUCUCUGCAACCUAAAGCCAGCAACCAUGAGGGGAAUUAAAUCCCAAGCAAUGGUUCUAGCUGCUUCAAAUAGUGAUCACACCAAGGUGGAGUUGGUUGAGCCACCCAGUUCAGCGAAAGUUGGAGAAAGAGUCACAUUCCCAGGGUUUGAAGGUAAUCCUGAUGAACUCUUGAACCCAAAGAAGAAAGUCUGGGAAACAUUGCAAGUGGAUCUGCAAAGUAAUGGGGAACUAGUGGCAUGCUACAAAGAUGUUCCACUAACCACAUCAGCUGGUGUUUGCAAGGUCUCAUCCAUACAAAAUGGAUCAAUUAGGUAGACAAACAUCAAAGGUUUUCAGUGUUGGGGAGUGUGUGUCAGAGUGAUAUAAAUUAAUUAAAUAGGAAAAGAUAAAACAUAAUUUAUCCCUUACUUUAUUGACUAGCCAGAUUGUUGUUGCUUUUCAUGUUUAAGUUUAGAAUAUACAUUGAUGAGUAAUUUUCAUUUUUUGUGAGCCGGACCCAAAUUGUUAAGAUGUUCGGCUAAAUUUCAGUUGUUCUCUGUACUUUUCUUGUGCCACGUGCUCAUACGAUGAUGAUAUAAGCAAUCAUUCCUUCAAAGCCAA
Molecule: messenger RNA, 2863 nt
Organism: Arachis stenosperma
Lineage: Eukaryota; Viridiplantae; Streptophyta; Magnoliopsida; Fabales; Fabaceae
Product: probable methionine--tRNA ligase
Exons: 17
Coding region: 170-2578 (802 amino acids)
Biological process (GO): methionyl-tRNA aminoacylation
Cellular component (GO): aminoacyl-tRNA synthetase multienzyme complex; cytosol
Molecular function (GO): tRNA binding; methionine-tRNA ligase activity; ATP binding
Source: RefSeq, a predicted model, not a curated record